Molecule: messenger RNA, 2921 nt
Organism: Aphidius gifuensis
Lineage: Eukaryota; Metazoa; Arthropoda; Insecta; Hymenoptera; Braconidae
Product: xaa-Pro aminopeptidase ApepP-like
Exons: 12
Coding region: 319-2493 (724 amino acids)
Molecular function (GO): metalloaminopeptidase activity
Source: RefSeq, a predicted model, not a curated record
ACAGAAAUCGUCAGUGUGUUGCAGAGUAUCUAAAAAUACUGAGUUGAAAAAGACACCGACUAAAUUAUUCUAUCCGUGUUUAUAAUAAACCUGAUAUUAUCAAAAUUUUAUUAAACAAAAUUUCAUUUUUAAUUCAAUUUUUUACACUGUUAAUUAAUAUAUUUUUUAAUAUCAAUUUUUAUUCAAAUAUUUGUGUUGAUUUUUAAUUUAAAAAAUGUGUUGUUAAAAUUUUUUAUUAUUGAUAAAAUAUUUUGAUUUAUCUGUGAAGUGUUUUUCAAUAAAUAAAAAAUUAAUUUGAAUUAAAUUUUCAAAAUUAAAAUGAAAAGAAAAUCAACACAUUGGCUUUUCAUACUCAUAUUGAUGCACAGCUUGAUAACAAAUCAAGGUAAUGGAUUAUCCGAGCCACCAUUAAAUUACAAUGGUUCAAAAAGAUUUGCCUGUCCAGAAUAUGCCUACAAUGAUCAUCAACCAACUGAUAGAUUUGAUUCAUCAAUUGUCCUGCGACAAUUACGAUCAGAAAUGAUUCGCAUGUCUUCAAUACAAGACAAACCACUUGAUGGAUACAUCACAACCUCGGAUGAUGAUCAUCAGAGUGAGUCUGUAUCAUUUCACGAUAUGAGACGAGAAUUUUUAACUGGUUUUCAUGGUAGCGCUGGUGAAGCAAUUGUGACAUUAUCAAAAGCUGUUUUAUGGACAGAUGGAAGGUAUCAUUUACAAGCUGAUCAACAACUUGAUUGUCAUUGGACCCUGAUGAAACAUGGACAAAACAAUGUACCAAGUAUGACUGAAUGGCUUCAACAUGAAUUUAAAAAUAAUACAAAAACACGUAUUGGUGCUGAUCCAACAUUAAUACCAGCCCAUACUUGGCAAAUAUGGGAAAAAGAUUUAGCUAAAUCAUCAAUACAACUUGUUGCAGUACCAACAAAUUUAAUUGAUUUAAUUUGGCGUGUUAAUCGUCCAAAAAAUAAUACAUAUUCAGCAUAUCCAUUGGAUAUAAAAUUUUCUGGUAAACCAUGGCAAGAAAAAGUACGUCAAUUAAGAUUACAAAUGGAGCUAAUAAAAACAGAUGCAAUUGUUAUAACAGCACUUGAUGAAAUAGCAUGGUUAUUAAAUAUUCGUGGAUGGGAUUUACCAAAUACACCAGUAUUAAAAUCAUAUGUUAUUAUAACUCAAGGUUCAAUUUAUUUAUACACUGAACGUCAUAAAAUACCAAGAUCAGUUGAUUUACAUUUAAAAACAGAUGGUUGUUUUCAUGCUGAUUGCAUAAGAUUGCAUAAUUACACAGACAUUUGGAAGGAUUUGAGUACAAUGUCACAAUCUUGGACAAGUGUUUGGUUACCAUCACCAUGUGGUUAUGCCCAGGGUGUAUCAAGAAGAAUCUAUACCUCAGUUUCAAAAGAAAAACGUUUAUCAAAACCAUCACCAAUAAUAAAACUUCGUGCUGUUAAAAAUGAUAUUGAAAUUGAGGGUAUGAGAAGAUCACAUUUAAGAGAUGCUGUUGCAAUGUGUGAUUUUUUAGCAUAUAUGGAAAAACAAAUUGGAUAUAAUACAGAAGGAUGGGAUGAAAUGCAAGUUGCACGAGUUGCUAAUGAAUUUAGAUUAGAAAUGGAAUUUAAUCAGGGUAUAUCAUUUCCAACAAUAUCUGGUUAUGGACCACAUGGUGCAUUACCACAUUAUGAAGCAAAUAAAAGAACAAGUUUAACAAUACAAUUUAAUUCAACACUUGUUGUUGAUUCUGGAGGACAAUAUUUUGAUGGAACAACUGAUGUAACAAGAACUUUACAUUUUGGCAAUCCAACACAAGAACAAAAAGAAGCAUAUACUAGAGUUUUAAUUGGACAAAUACAAUUAGCAUCACUUGUAUUUCCAACAGAUAUUACAACAAGCAAUCUUGAUGUGCUUGCUAGAGAACCACUUUGGAGUAUCGGCAAUGAUUAUAUGCAUGGAACUGGUCAUGGAAUUGGUCAUUUUUCAUCAGUUCAUGAAUCACCAAUAAAUAUAGCUUAUCAAGAACAUUCAGUAUCAACAUCAGACUGUCCAAGCUACUUGGAACCAGGAAAUUUUUUAUCAAAUGAACCUGGUUUUUAUAAAGCCGGUGAAUUUGGAGUUAGACUUGAAAAUAUUAUUGAAGUUAUUGAAGCCAAUGAACAUACAAAUGGAAGACGACGUUAUUUAAAAUUUCGAGAUGCUACUUUAGUACCAUAUGAACCAAAACUAAUUGACACAAGUAUGCUGAGUCCUAAUCAUAGACGUUGGCUGAAUGAUUAUAAUCAAAGAAUUCGUAAUGAAUUGGGACCAGAAUUAAAAAGACGAUUAAGAAUGCCAGCAUUUGAAUGGAUGAUGAAUAAAACAAGAACCAUUCCUGAGUGGGGUGAAGUUAAUGAAAAAUAUUUUGUUGGAAAUUCAAAUUCAUUAUUGUUUUCCAAUAAUUAUUAUGUCAUUUUUAUUAUUGUGAUAUUUUUACACAUAUGGACUGCUGGUUUUACGAGUUAACUAGUGGUUAAGUGGUUCCAUGGUUAACUAGUGAAUAAAAUAAAAAAUUAUAUUUUAUUAUUAUUAAUUGAUAAAAUAUUUUUAAGAAAAUAAAUCAUUAAUGAUAUAUCAUAUCAGAGUGCACAAAAGUGCAUCAAAGUAUUUCAAUUUAUAAAAAAACAAAAUAAGGUAAUACAAAGUAUUACAUAUUUUUAUUAAUAAAAUAUAUAAAUGAUAUUUUUUUUUUUUUUUUGGAGUAACAAGAAGAGUACUUUUGAUAUUUAAAAAAACUGCCUAUUACUCAAAUUUUCGAUAAAAUAAAUAACAAAGUAAAAAUGAAUGAAAGAUAUUAAAAUUUUUUGUAAUACGAAUGAAUGAAAAAUUGAUUUGUUGAAGAAAUGUUUAAUCUAUGUAUGUAUAAAUAAAUAAAUUUAUAAAUAAUGAUAUUA